This is a messenger RNA of Heterotrigona itama, 1008 nucleotides long. The record is from the annotation of a GenBank genome assembly. NCBI's taxonomy places the organism in Eukaryota, Metazoa, Arthropoda, Insecta, Hymenoptera, Apidae.
AUGAAUACGAGAUUCAGCGGGCUAAAACUAGGACUUCCAAUAGAAGUUUUUGCACUUAAUAAAGCAUUUACGGAAGAUACUUACGAAAAAAAAGUGAAUUUAUCCAUAGGAGCUUAUCGUACAACUGAAGGAAAACCUUGGGUAUUACCAGUUGUUCGAAAAGUGGAAAAAUCAUUAGCUGCAGAUGAAUUGCAAAAUCAUGAAUAUCUUCCUGUCUUGGGAUUGGAUGCUUUUAGUCAAGCAGCAACAAAAAUGCUGUUGGGUGCUGAUUCUCCUAUUAUUGCACAAGGUCGAGCUUUUGGCAUUCAAACAUUAUCUGGUACUGGAGCAUUACGUAUUAUAGCUGAAUUUUUAAGUCGUAUUCUACACUAUGAUACCUUUUAUUAUAGUAAACCUACUUGGGAGAAUCAUAAACUUGUGUUCAUAAACGGAGGAUUCAAAAAAGCAUGUGAAUAUGUAUAUUGGAAUCCAGAAACCCGUAGUAUUGAUAUAGAAGGAAUGAUUAAAGAUCUUAGAGAUGCUCCAGAAAAUGCUGUAAUUAUUCUUCAUGCAUGUGCACAUAAUCCUACUGGCUGUGAUCCAACUCCUGAACAAUGGGCUAAAAUAGGAGAUGUAAUUGAAGAGAGAAAACUUUUUACUAUUUUUGAUAGUGCUUAUCAGGGUUUUGCAACUGGUGAUUUAGACAAAGAUGCAUAUGCUGUAAGAUUAUUUGCUGAACGUGGAAUAGAAUUUAUGUGCGCACAAAGUUUUGCUAAAAAUUUUGGCUUAUAUAAUGAAAGGGUUGGAAAUAUGGUAGUUGUUAUGUCUAAUACAAAAGAAUUGGCUCAAGUAAAAUCUCAAUUAACCUUGAUUGUUCGUGGAAUGUAUAGUAAUCCACCUAAUCAUGGAGCAAGAAUAGUUGCAACUGUAUUACAGAACCCAGAUCUAUACAAACAAUGGUAUGAUAUAAAGAACAAAAUUAAUUCGAUUCGUUUUACAAUAAAUAUUAAAGAUUUACUACAAUAUUAA